CAUGACUCCAGUCUAGAGCGUGGAUCACACUGUAGCUCCCGCCCGGGCGAGUUUCGCCCCCGCGCGGCCGUUGCCGCGGAGACGGCGCAGGUCUCCCCUCCCGUUGCCCCUCUGCAGUCCCCCCCGCCCCUCUUCUCCCACCACAAUGAGAUCCUAAGAUGGCGGUGGCUGCGGCGGUUGGCGCCGAGUAGCUGAAGUAGAAGAGGCGGCCAUUGGGCCCUAAGCAGCAGGGAACUUGGGGACUCUCCCUGGUACGGACUCGAAGGGAAGACCGCUGCCGGUGGCGAGGCGUGGGAGCGACCGCUACUCCGCUCUUGGCAGGAGCUUGUGCUUCGUUUACAGAAAACUAAUUGUAAAAGCCAGUAUGGCCACAGGAGGAGGUCCUUUUGAGGAAGGCAUGAAUGAUCAGGAUUUACCCAACUGGAGCAAUGAGAGUGUUGAUGACCGACUCAACAAUAUGGAUUGGGGUAGCCAACAGAAGAAGGCAAAUAGAUCAUCAGAAAAGAAUAAGAAAAAGCUUGGUGUGGAAAGUGAUAAAAGGGUAACUAAUGAUAUUUCUCCGGAGUCAUCGCCAGGAGUUGGAAGGCGAAGAACAAAGACUCCACAUACAUUUCCACAUAGUAGAUACAUGACUCAGAUGUCUGUUCCCGAGCAGGCAGAUUUAGAGAGACUUAAACAACGGAUAAACUUCAGUGAUUUAGAUCAGAGAAGCAUUGGAAGUGAUUCUCAAGGUAGAGCAACAGCUGCUAACAACAAACGUCAGCUUAGUGAAAACCGAAAGCCCUUCAACUUUUUGCCUAUGCAGAUUAAUACUAACAAAAGCAAAGAUGCUGCUAUAAAUCCUCAAAAGAGAGAAGUGACUGGAUCAUUGCAAUGUAAAGAGUUGUUUGCCUCUGCUUUAAGUAAUGACCUUUUGCAAAACUGUCAAGUCUCUGAAGAAGAUGGGAGAGGAGAGCCUGCAAUGGAGAGCAGCCAGAUUGUAAGCAGGCUUGUUCAGAUUCGUGAUUAUAUUACUAAAGCUAGUUCCAUGCGGGAAGAUCUUGUAGAGAAAAAUGAAAGAUCUGCUAAUGUUGAGCGUCUUACUCAUCUAAUAGAUCACCUUAAAGAACAAGAAAAGUCAUAUAUGAAAUUUCUCCAAAAAAUUCUUGCUAGAGAAAAUGAGGAGGAGGAUGUUCGGACUAUAGAUUCAGCUGUGGGAUCUGGUUCUGUAGCUGAGAGCACAUCGCUAAACAUAGAUGUGCAGUCUGAGGCUUCAGAUACCACGGAGGCAUCUUUUAGUGUGAGAAUUCGGCCCUGCAUUGAGGACAAACUAGGGAAUUCAGCUUCCCAAGAACAGGUUUCAGACAUUGAUGUUACUACAAGUCCAAGAGGGAAAGGUGACAAACCUCAGAAUGACAGGGAACUGAGGCCUAAUAGGAAAUAUAGCCGAAAACGUGGAUUUCCCUCAAAGGCCAGAGAUCCUCAGCAGGAGCCUAUGGAAGAGAUAGAAAAUUUGAAGAAACAACAUGAUUUAUUACAAAGGAUGUUACAGCAGCAGGAGCAACUGAGAGCUCUGCAGGGACGACAAACUGCUCUUCUUGCUCUGCAGCAUAAAGCAGAGCAGGCUAUUGCUGUGAUGGAUGAUUCUGAAAAGGUUGCAGGGACAACUCCUGGCCAUCAUACUGUUCCGUGCAGACAGCCAGCUCACUCUCCCAUUCAUCAGAGAGCACCCUUAAGAGUUGUAACAGAAACUACAGGUAGCCUGUCUGGAGUCAGUAUCACAUCUGAAUUGAAUGAAGAAUUGAAUGAUUUAAUUCAGCGUUUUCACAAUCAGCUUCGUGAUUCUCAGCCUCCAGCCGUUCCAGACAACAGAAGACAGGCAGAAAGUCUUUCAUUAACUAGAGAGGUUUCUCAGAGUAGAAAUCCAUCAGUUUCAGAACAUUUACCUGAUGAGAAAGUUCAACUUUUUAGCAAAAUGAGAGUGUUGCAGGAAAAGAAACAAAAAAUGGACAAACUGCUUGGAGAACUUCAUACACUUCGAGAUCAGCACUUGAACAAUUCAUCAUUUGUGCCUUCUUCAGCCUCUCCACAAAGGAGUGUAGAUCAGAGAAGUACAGCCGUGGCUCCCUCUGCUCCUGUAGGCUUAACACCAGUUGUCAAUGGAGAAUCCAAUAGCCUCUCGCCAUCUGUUCCUUAUCCUGCUGCUUCUCUAGUUUCUCAGAAUCAGAGUGAAAAUGAAGGCCACCUAAAUCCAACUGAAAAACUCCAGAAGUUAAAUGAAGUUAGAAAGAGAUUGAAUGAACUGAGAGAAUUAGUUCAUUAUUAUGAACAAACAUCAGAUAUGAUGACUGAUGCUGUAAAUGAAAACACAAAAGAUGAAGAAACUGAAGAGUCAGAAUAUGAUUCUGAGCAUGAAAAUUCUGAACCUGUUACUAACAUUCGAAAUCCACAAACAGCUGCCACCUGGAAUGAAGUAAAUAGUAAUUCUAAUGCACAGUGUGUUUCUAAUAAUAGAGAUGGCAGAUCAGUUAAUUCUAAUUGUGAAAUUAACAACAGAUCUGCUGCCAACAUAAGGGCUCUAAACAUGCCUCCUUCUUUAGCAGACUGUCGAUAUAAUAGAGAAGGAGAACAGCGGAUUGCUGUUACACAAGGUGAAGAUGAUGAGGAAGAGGAGGAAGAAGUAGAAGAUGAGGCAGUCAGUGGAGCUUCAUUAUCUAGUCAUAGGAGCAGUCUGGUUGAUGAGGCUCCUGAAGAUGCUGAAUUUGAACAGAAGAUCAGUAGACUUAUGGCUGCAAAACAGAAACUUAGACAAUUACAAGAUCUUGUUGCUAUGGUGCAGGAUGACGAUGCAACAGAUCAAGGAGUUACCUCUGCCAAUACUUCAAAUUUGGAUGAUUUCUACCCAGCAGAAGAAGAUACCAAACAAAAUGCAAAUAACACUAGAGGAAAUGCCAAUAAAACACAGAAAGAUGUUGGAAUAAAUGAAAAGGCAAGAGAGAAAUUUUAUGAGGCUAAACUACAGGAGCAACAGAGAGAGCUCAAACAAUUGCAGGAAGAAAGAAAGAAACUGAUUGAAAUUCAAGAGAAAAUUCAAGCAUUGCAAAAGGCAUGUCCUGACCUACAGCUAUCAGCCACUAGUGCCGGUAAUUGUCCCACAAAAAAAUAUAUGCCAACUGUUACUUCAACCCCAACUGUUAAUGAAAAUGAAACUAGUACAAGCAAAUCUGUUUUUGAGCCUGAAGAUUCUUCAGUGGUAGAUAAUGAGUUGUGGUCAGAAAUGCGAAGACAUGAAAUGUUAAGGGAAGAGCUGCGGCAGAGAAGAAAGCAGCUUGAAGCUCUGAUGGCUGAACAUCACAGGAGGCAAGGUCUGGCUGAAACUGUAUCGCCAAUGGCUGUUUCAUUGAGAAGUGAGGGAUCUGACAAUCUGUGUACGCCUCAGCAAAGUCGAACAGAAAAAACAAUGGCAACUUGGGGGGGUUCUACCCAGUGUGCACUAGAUGAAGAGGGAGAUGAAGAUGGUUACCUUUCUGAAGGAAUAGUUCGGACAGAUGAAGAGGAAGAAGAGGAACAAGAUGCCAGUUCCAAUGAUGACUUUUCUAUGUAUCCUCCUAACAGUGUGAAUCAUAAUUCUUAUAAUGUAAAGGAAACUAAAAAUAGGUGGAAGAACAAUCGCCCUUUUUCAGCAGAUGGAAACUAUCGUCCUUUAGCCAAAACGAGGCAGCAGAAUAUUAGCAUGCAGCGUCAGGAAAACCUUCGCUGGGUAUCAGAACUCUCUUAUGUAGAAGAGAAAGAACAAUGGCAAGAACAAAUCAAUCAGCUAAAGAAACAACUUGAUUUCAGCGUCAAUAUUUGUCAGACCUUGAUGCAAGAUCAGCAGGCUCUGUCUUGUCUGCUACAAACUCUUCUCACGGGCCCUUACAGUGUUAUGCCCAGCAAUGUUGCAUCUCCUCAAGUACAUCUUAUAAUGCACCAGUUGAACCAGUGCUAUACACAACUAACAUGGCAACAGAAUAAUGUGCAAAGGUUGAAACAAAUGCUAAAUGAACUUAUGUGCCAACAAAAUCAACAUCCAGAAAAACCUGGAAGCAAGGAAAGAGGCAGUAGCACAUCACACCCUCCUUCUCCCAGUUUAUUUUGUCCUUUCAGCUUUCCAGCACAGCCUGUAAAUCUGUUUAACCUACCGGGGUUUACUAAUUUUUCAUCAUUUGCACCAGGUGUGAAUUUCAGUCCUUUGUUUCCUUCUAAUCUUGGAGAUUUUUCUCAGAAUAUUUCUACACCCACUGAACAACAGCCACCAUUAGCCCAGAAUCCUUCAGGGAAAACAGAAUACAUGGCUUUUCCAAAACCUUUUGAAAGCAGUUCUUCUAUUGGAACAGAAAAACAAAGGAAUCAAAAACAGCCUGAAGAGGAGGUCGAGAACAGUAGGACACCAUGGUUAUAUGACCAAGAAGGUGAAGCAGAAAAACCAUUUAUCAAGACUGGAUUUGCAGUGUCUGUAGAGAAAACAACAAAUAGUAAUCGUAAAAAUCAGUUAGAUACCAGUAGGAGAAGACGCCACUUUGAUGAAGAGUCUUUAGAAAGCUUUAGCAGUAUGCCUGAUCCAGUAGAUCCAGCAACAAUAACUAAAACAUUCAAGACAAGAAAAGCAUCUGCACAGGCCAGCCUGGCAUCUAAAGAUAAAACUCCCAAAUCGAAGAGUAAGAAGAAGCAUUCUACUCAGCUGAAAGGCAGAGUUAAAAAUAUUGGGUAUGAAAGUGCCAGUAUGUCUAGCACAUGUGAACCUUGCAAAAGUAGGAACAGACAUUCAGCCCAGACUGAAGAGCCUGUUCAAGCAAAAGUAUUCAGCGGAAAGAAUCAUGAGCAACUGGAAAAAGUAAUAAGAUGUAGUAGGUCUACAGAAAUAUCUUCAGCACAUGCUAGGAGAAUACUACAGCAGUCUAACAGAAAUGCAUGCAAUGAAGCGCCAGAAACGGGGAGUGAUUUUUCCAUGUUUGAAGCUUUGAGGGAUACUAUUUAUUCUGAAGUAGCUACAUUGAUUUCUCAAAAUGAAUCUCGUCCACAUUUUCUUAUUGAACUCUUCCAUGAGCUUCAGCUACUUAAUACAGACUACUUGAGACAGAGGGCUUUAUAUGCAUUGCAGGACAUUGUAUCCAGACAUAUUUCUGAGAACAAUGAAAAAGAAGGGGAAAAUGUGAAGUCGGUGAAUUCUGGUACUUGGAUAGCAUCAAACUCAGAACUUACUCCCAGUGAAAGCCUUGCUACUACUGAUGAUGAAACUUUUGAGAAGAACUUUGAGAGAGAAACACAUAAAACAAGUGAGCAAAAUGAUGCUGAUAAUGCUAGUGUCAUGUCUGUAUCUUCAAAUUUUGAGCCUUUUGCAACAGAUGAUCUAGGUAACACAGUGAUUCACUUGGAUCAAGCACUAGCCAGAAUGAGAGAAUAUGAGCGUAUGAAGACUGAGGCUGAAAGUAACACAAAUGUCAGAUGUACCUGCAGGAUUAUUGAGGAUGAAGAUAGUGCUGCUGCCACGACUACAGUUAAUAGUUUAGAAGUAGAAACUCCUGAUAUUGAAAAUCAUAGUUCACAACAACCUGUAAGUGAAGUUUCUACCAUCCCAUGUCCUAGAAUUGACACUCAGCAAUUGGACCGGCAAAUUAAAGCAAUUAUGAAAGAAGUUAUUCCUUUUUUGAAGGAUUUUUCUCAGGAACACAUGGAUGAAGUAUGCUCUUCUCAACUUUUAACUUCAGUAAGACGCAUGGUUUUGACCCUUACCCAGCAAAAUGAUGAGAGCAAAGAGUUUGUAAAGUUCUUUCAUAAACAACUUGGAAGCAUAUUACAGGAUUCACUGGCAAAAUUUGCUGGCAGAAAACUGAAAGAUUGUGGAGAAGAUCUUCUUGUAGAGAUAUCUGAAGUUUUAUUUAAUGAAUUGGCUUUCUUUAAGCUCAUGCAAGAUUUGGAUAAUAAUAGUAUAACGGUUAAACAGAGAUGCAAAAGGAAAAUGGAAGCAGCUGGAGUGAUACAGUCAUAUGCCAAAGAGGCCAAAAGGAUACUUGAAGGAGAUCAUGGCUCACCUGCUGGAGAAAUUGAUGAUGAAGACAAAGACAAGGAUGAGACUGAAACAGUUAAGCAGACUCAAACAUCUGAAGUUUAUGAGGGAGGCGGUUCCAAAAAUGUGAGAUCUGAUGUUUCUGAUCAAGAGGAAGAUGAAGAAAGCGAAGACUGUCCAGUGUCUAUUAAUUUGUCCAAAGCUGAAACUCAGGCUUUGACUAAUUAUGGAAGUGGAGAGGAUGAAAAUGAAGAUGAAGAAAUAGAAGAAUUUGAAGAGGGCCCUGUAGAUGUCCAGACUUCACUUCAGGCUAACACUGAGACUACAGAAGAAAAUGAACAUGAUGAUCAGGUUCCACAACAUGACUUUGAAAAAUCAGCAGAAAGCAAAAUUGUCCCAUCAGAACAAGAACCCACUAUGAGUGAUGACCAAGAUAGCAGUCCUGUGAAGCCCUGUUACCUCAAUAUCUUGGAAAAUGAGCAACCUUUAAAUAGUGCUGUCCAAAAGGACUCACUCACUACUAUCGAUUCAUCCAAUCAACCUAACCCUUUGCCUUUACCUUUAACUGAAAUUGAAACCUUGGUGCCUAGAGUCAAAGAAGUUAAAUCUGCUCAGGAAACUCCUGAAAGCUCUUUGGCUGGAAGCCCUGAUACUGAAUCUCCAGUGUUAGUGAAUGACUAUGAAGCAGAAUCUGGUAACAUAAGUCAAAAAUCUGAUGAGGAAGACUUUGUGAAAGUUGAAGAUUUACCACUUAAACUGACAAUAUAUUCAGAGGCAGACCUAAGGAAGAAAAUGGUAGAAGAAGAACAGAAAAAUCAUUUAUCUGGUGAAAUAUUAUGUGAAAUGCAGACUGAAGAAUUAGCUGGGAAUUCUCAGACAUUAAAAGAACCUGGCACCUGUUUAUCAGGACUCAGUGGACCCUUCGCCAGAUUGGAGUUGAAACCCACCUGCCUCCCUCUCACCAGGACUGUCCUUGCAGGAUGCCCCAGGGAUUUUGUGAAAAUGAACUUGGAAUGACAGUAGAGUAACUGUACCCUCACUCUUACAAAUGUGUUCACUGAUGAUGUCAUUUGACAAGCACUGUUUGAAUGUCUUGAGAAAAGGCAUUCUUCCCCACUGUUAGUGGAAGCAUAUAAAGGCUCAGACACCAGAAGGCACACUUAGGCACAUCUCUCCAUUCUUUUUUUUUUUCUUUUUUUGGUAUUUAGGGCCGCACCCAUGCCAUAUGGAGGUU
Molecule: messenger RNA, 7259 nt
Organism: Phacochoerus africanus (Common warthog)
Lineage: Eukaryota; Metazoa; Chordata; Mammalia; Artiodactyla; Suidae
Gene: PCM1
Product: pericentriolar material 1
Exons: 42
Coding region: 365-7042 (2225 amino acids)
Biological process (GO): microtubule anchoring at centrosome; protein localization to centrosome; cilium assembly
Cellular component (GO): ciliary basal body; centrosome; centriole
Source: RefSeq, a predicted model, not a curated record